Messenger RNA from Ipomoea triloba (trilobed morning glory), 513 nucleotides. RefSeq lists its product as uncharacterized. The record is from RefSeq and is a predicted model, not a curated record. The coding region runs from base 73 to 333 and encodes 86 amino acids. Lineage: Eukaryota; Viridiplantae; Streptophyta; Magnoliopsida; Solanales; Convolvulaceae. The transcript is spliced from 3 exons.
AGUAUUUUAAUUUUUUUCUCCUUAAUUCGAAUCCCAAUCUCUGAACAGAUUUUGAGCAGAAGGGAAACGGAGAUGAGUGAAAGAGCAGUACCCAGAAGGGAGAGUCCAUGGGGUUUACCAGAAGGAGACACAAGACAGCCAAAGCCUCACCGAUGCAACGACCGUGCUGAGGAUGUCAUCCAAGCAUGUUUUGAAGGGAACCCAUUCAAAACAGUUCCUGGUCCUUUCAAGUUGUUCUGGCAGUGUAUGCGCUCUAAGCCUGGGGAAGAGCCCACAGAGCCAUUCACUUAUCUGCAGUUAGAUCCACCGAAGAGGGAAGUAAAACUUGAGUGAAGCGUCUUCUAAACUCAAGUCGAUAUUAGAGUCUUUUCCUUCCUGUGCCCCAAUCCUUGUCUAUGACAAGGUUUCUGUACCAAAAAUACUGAAUACAAUAUUGUCUUGUUUCUAUUAUCAGUAAAGUGUCAUUUUCACAAUUUUGAGCAAUAAAGAUUCCCAGUAUCAACUAGUGUUUCA